Molecule: messenger RNA, 391 nt
Organism: Galendromus occidentalis (western predatory mite)
Lineage: Eukaryota; Metazoa; Arthropoda; Arachnida; Mesostigmata; Phytoseiidae
Exons: 1
Coding region: 30-347 (105 amino acids)
Source: RefSeq, a predicted model, not a curated record
UUUGGUUCAAUCAAGACGUACAAUCAGCUAUGAAGGUCAUCGUUCUCGUCGCCGCCCUCAUUGGAGCCGCUUGUGCCGGAGAUCUCCACGGAUACGGAGGUGGUCUCAGUCUCGGCCACGGACACGUCUCCCACGCUAGCAUCGCCAAGGUGUCGUACGUGAAAACUCCCGUCAUCUCGACCACCUACGUGAAACAGCCCGUCGUCUCCUACAUCUCUAAACCGGUGAAAUCCAUCUCGUACGUCUCGAAACCCGUCGUCUCCAUCCACAGCGCUCCCAUCAUCUCCCAUAGCUACGGUGGCCACGGUCUCGGACUCGGAGGUUACGGCAGCGGUCACGGAUGGUGAAGAUUUUGCAACCCGUUUUGUAGAGAUUGUAAAUAAAAAUUCGU